Messenger RNA from Fopius arisanus, 5199 nucleotides. RefSeq lists its product as uncharacterized. Bases 426 to 3119 code for a protein of 897 amino acids. The record is from RefSeq and is a predicted model, not a curated record. Lineage: Eukaryota; Metazoa; Arthropoda; Insecta; Hymenoptera; Braconidae. The transcript has 3 exons.
ACCCACCCACUGAUUCUUUUGAGAGAGAAAAAAAUGUGAGUGAAAACGUCGGAGAUAUCCUCGUUGAGCAGUUCAGUGGCUCCAAGGCCUGCAUUGAGACACGUUUUAUCGUCUUGGAAAAGCCGAACAGUACUCGUGUAUUUUCGUGUACAGUAUACUCACGAGUGAACAAACAUCAACUGUAUAGUACGUUAGUAACUGAAUGAGAACGGCAAUGGAAAUUAUUUCCCGAUGAAACCGGAAGUCGUUGUUGAGGAAUUAGUGAAAGUUGUCACCCCAAAUUUUUCGUCACAGCGAUGAAAAAAAAAGAAAAUAAUGGGAACAGUCUGGAGUGAAUUGGGAAAAAUAUUCUCGAGGUCGAGUAGAAACCGACACUCAAAGGCCAUUUUAAAAUAAAUCCAGUGAUAAUUGAUAAAGAGAUAAAAAUGGAGAAGUGGAGGAGUAAGAGUUUAAAAGCGGACGUGGAUUAUCCGAAGAAUUACAGGAAUGCGAGAUCGGUAUCCCCGGAGAAGAAAUCGGAGAAGAAACCGGAGAAGAAACAGCGAAAGUGGAGAUUUGGAAAUUUUUUGAAACGCAAAUCAAAAGAGCCCGCGCGAAUUCCAGACACAGCGACGGAGACGACGCAGACAGUUCCAUCGACGGAUAUGAUGGACAACGGGAUCUACGCCGUGAUAAAUCACCGGCCAGAGGAAUUAAAAAAUCCUGGGAUUCCCCGGAGUGUCUCUCAGGAGUCGAUGGGCAGUCGGUCGACGGAGACACCAGGUCGAUCUGUCAGAAAAAAUCGAGUUAAACAGCGGAUCCAGGCGAAACGGGAUAAAUACAAAACGACGAGCAGCUCCGACGAGGAUUUCCCCUCGAGUUUAUCCCUGCGAAUUCACAGCGAGGACAGCCUCCAGGGCUCGAGGUCGGACUCAUUCAACCAGAAGAGAACGCGGGGUGCGCGAACCGAGAGAUACAUGAAGCGAUUAUUUACGAAUGGGGAUCAGAGCUCGAUAAAACACCAGAAAUGCCCCUCGGAUAUUCUGCCACCGUCAGGAUCACCUCCGGACCCUAGAACCCUGAGGAUGACGUUCGGGAGUGACUGCCACCUCUCGAAUCUUCCUUACAAUAAAUUAAAUAAAUUCAACAGAUGGACAGACUCAAAUAAAUCAAACAACUACGACUCGCUGGAUGUAAAACCCCCAGAGCCACCCCCCAGGUCAUUUAAACUGAAGCUCUACCCCUCGACGAUGAGAUACUCCCUCCAGCACUCGGAUAUCGAGAAUAAUCACUGUGAGAUGAUUAAAUCGAAUUACAACACCAAUUCCCUGGACAGGGAAUACACACCUCGUGGAAGAAUCGAAAGGACAAGUCCGGUAUCUCCUCAGGGGAUAGUCUGGUCACGAAAAAUUGAAGAGCCAAUAAUACCCCACCUGCAGCCACGCGUCGUCUCCAUGAAUGCGAGAAAUCUCGAUGAACGGAGGCGUCACUCCAAGAACCUGGAGGAGGCCCUGGAGGAAUUGGAGACGAUCUACAAUAGCCUUCGGUUGAGUGAUGAGGACCUCCUGGACAGGGCAGAGCAGAGGAGCAUGGAGGAGUACCGGGAUAAAGUGGGUACGGUCGAGGGAUCGGUUAUUUCGGAUACCUCCUCCUCGGAGAUGACGCGAUACCUCCGGGAGGCGAGCGAUUGCCGAUUGAGGGAUGAUAUGGCGUACAGGCGGAUGCACCAGAAGGAGAGGCCGACGUCUGUGGAUAAUUUCGGGUCACUCUCGAGGAUGAGUUACUUGAGGGCCUCACCGUGUCUCUCUGUCAAGGACGAAGACUCCAGGCAACCGAGGAGUCGACGGGGAACUCCGGAUUUAACUCGUGACGACGUCGUCUUCAGGAGUAUAAAUCAUGCGAAUAAUACUCUCAGGAUUGCCGAUCCCCAGCCGCCUUUUGGCAUUCCCCUGGGGCCUGUCUCUGGCGCUGCUGAUAGCGACUACCUCCACGUGAUCCCUUCUAAGGAUGCCAACAGGUCAUCCUACAUCCCCCGGAGAGAACCCGACGUCGUCACCGAUGAUCUCGCCUUCAGGAGCCUCCGCAAGGACGAGAGAAGAUCCCAAUCACCAAAUUUUAUUCCCAAAAAUUUUGCAGAAAUCAAGAGGGUCCAGUCUCUAUCCGCCGACCUCUAUGGGGUCAUCAACAGGGACAGCAAACAGAGCUGUUGGUACCGGAAGUACGUCAGACUGAAUCGACCAUUGCGUGUCUCGGGGAUAAUCGAGGCGCGACAGGAUGUCGACAUCAAUGGAAAUAAACCAAAAAAUACCAAGGGACGAGUGCAGGUGAAUAUCCCCCAGGAGUCAGAGGGUAGCGAGAGGAGUGACAGGAAAUCUGUGGAAUUGGAAAUUAAGGAGAAAUGUGGAGAGGUCAUUCCGUCUUUCACUGAGAAGGAAGUGUCGGAGUAUAAGGAAUUGUGUCGAGAGCUGGAGAGUCUCAUCAGGAAAACGUCGGAGAGGGUUCAAAUCCGGGAUCAGGAGACGAGGAGAAAUUCCCUCGUGGAGUUCCAGGAGUGGGAGGAACUACUGGAGGGAAAUAAUGGGGGGAAUCCCGGGGGAGGCUCUGUGAAGGAUGAUAAUGGGGAUAAUGAAAAUAAUUAUGAUGAUGAUUCAUUAAAUAAGAGUCUGAUUGAUGAGAAUGAGGGCUUUAGAUGCCAGGAGGAAGCUGGUGAAAACGGUGGAGAUGAUUUACCAGAGGAUUUACCAGAGAAUUUACCAGAGAAUUUACCAGAGGAUGUACCCAACGAACAAAAGGAACCUGAUGUACCCAGUGGUGGAUCAAUCCUGGCAGGUAGUAGUGACCAAUGUGAGGAAGAUGGCAGCUCCGACGAUAAAUCCAAUAUAAAAAUCGAAUCUCCUGAUAAUUCGAAUGACACAGGUGCCUGUGAUGAUAUAAUUCAAUUAGCUUCCAAAGAUAAUAAAUUGAACGAUGGAAUUGGUCUGGCCUCGAUGAUCGAAGGUGAGAUAAUGGGUAAAUCCAAAUCAAAUGGACACCUGAGAUCAAUAAUAAAUGUUUGCUUCGUUACUAACUGCUUGACAGCGUCCAUUGCCUUGUGGUCCCUGUGUCUAACACUGCUAAUAGCAAUUAUAGUUGCACUGUGAAAAAUCAUUCGCCAAAAUUAUCCAUUUGUUUAUUUAAAUCGAUAAUUUAUUAGUAAGGAUUGCCGUUUGCCUCUGCAGUGUUAAUGCAACUUGUUGCUGUUUACUAUUAUAUAUUAUAUAUUGUUAUUGAAUUGUAAAUAAUGUCACAGGUCGUGAAACUGCUCUAUGAUGGGUUGGCGUCGUUGAGCGAUGCACGGUAUCAACGUUCAAUUUAUUUUUAAAUAAAUUAUUAUUUUUUAUUCCUGUUGAUAAUUGAUUAUUCAACUGCAACGGACUGUUGGUAUAUUCAUUGUUAAAUGAGAUUUAUAAUAAAUAUAUUAAAGCCAUAUUUACUUACCUAUUUAAUUUCGGCGGUUUGUGGGAGUGGGGGUGCAAUGAUUAUUAACAAUUACCCGUGGAAAUAAUUUUGAAUGAACUUAACAGUAAUUAAACAAUUUGUCACGUGACAGUGAGGGUUUUUAUUACAUGGACUGACUCCUGACGUCAUAAAAACUCUGUGGCCCAUCUUCAAUUUCUUCUUUAUGUACAGCGAUAAAUAUAUCGUUAUUUGGUCUAGGUAUAUGAUAUUGAUGUCCACAUCGAAGGGCCCAAUCUGUCAAUUCCAAUUUCCCCCGAUUUGCACAGAAUUUUCAAAUUUAUCUCUACGAUUCAAUUGAAUAUAUCCAACAGAGUGGAUCCUCCCCUGUGGCCAUUCACGUAUAUAAACUAUAUAUACAUAUAUAAUUUGACAAUCGAUGUCAAAGGACUGGAUGCAACGGCGGGUGUCUUCAGUAUUUAAUUUUUUUUUUUUUUUUUACAAGUGACAUUUGUUCUUUCAUUGGGGAAUUUAGAGCAGUUCGCAUGACAUCGACUGACAUCAGAGAGAAAGAGAGAGAGAGAUUCAUUGACGAGUCGAAUAAUUCACUAAAUUGUCGAAUGACGUCAAAAAGCCGUCAGCCCAAUUUGCUCGUUACAAUUCAUUUUUUGAAUUAUUUUUUUUCCAUUCAUUUACUAGAUUACACCUUCCCCUUCCGAUACGUACAAAUAUCACUAAUUCAUCUAUGUGGUACCUAAUUAAUUACAAUUACAUUUAUGUUCAUAUUUAUAUUUUUAGUAUUUAUAUGCAAUUUUUUAUCAUCCUCUCGGAUUGGAUCUCUUUUGAUUUUUAAUUAUCGAGUACAAGUUAUUUAUUGAGAGAAUGACGAUGUUAUGUAUAAUGGAAAUUCGAUGAAUCAUUAAUUUUUUUUUGUCUUGGUAUGGACAAAUAAACGACAGUAAUUGUCAAUUUUUACCUUUUUUUUCAUUCAUUAAAACAUUGAUAAUACAUUUUGUUCAUUUGUUCAAUUAAUUAGUAUAAAAACGUGUUUCAUUUCCUCAUUAUCAAUUAAUAAACAUACAAUAUAACUUGAAUUACUUAAGUACAUUAGAGUAUUUAUUUAAAUGGUAUCUCUGCCAAUUGUUGAUUUAUCAAUUUAAUUGGAUUCAAUUGGAUAUCUAUUUUAAAUAUUUAUUCAAUCAUCAAGUAUACCGUAGUCCAGUUAAGUUAUUCGGAAGUGAAAGUGGUAUCGAUGAAAAAAUAAUAAAUGUAACAUCUGUUUAUCUGAGGUUGAGAUUGGAAGGACAUUGUUUAACUCUUGUUUAAUUAAUUUCAUUAUUUUUUUUUCUCAUUUUUCAUCAUUUUAUUGUACGUUUAAUAUACUGUUCUGUUCGGUGUAAAAAUAUAAAACAUUUUGUUAUUAUUUCAAUAUACUGUUUGCUCUAUUUGGAUAUUACGGUAUAUCUUUGAUCACUUUUAUUUGAAUUAUUUAUUUUGUAUUAAUUUUUUUUGUUCCUGCCACCCGGUGCGUCAGGGCCGGAACAAUUGUCCUGCAAAUUAAACUUUUUUUUCAUUAUCAUUCAUUGUUUAUUGAUAUUUACCCCCAAAAUUUAUCCAGACAAUUCGCAAAUGUCGACGACGCUGAGGCGUGCGAUUAAUAACAUUUAUAAUUAAUCCACGAAAUUGUUUAAUGAAUUUUAAAGACAGACGGUCAUCUGUUUAUUUAAACAAAUCCAAUUAAAGAUGUUUAUCCUAUUUCAAUUUUUAAAUGAGAUUUUUGUUAAA